AUAAAAUCCCAGUGUUGAGUGACGCAGGAGGGCAGUGGAUGGUCAGAGCUGAGAUGAUGUGCAACAACUAAGCCCAAGAGUCCGUUGUCCCCGGUUUUAACAGAAUACCAUGUUCUGCAGACAGAUGAGCGUCUGAAGUGCCCUUGCUUGCACUGAUGUAUUCAGUUACUACAUCCGUAACUUUAUUGUGUUCUCUGCGCAUAAUCGAGAUCAUCUGUCCGGAGUCGAUAUUACUGCUCCAGUAACGGAUUGAUCCGAGCUUCUCAUUCACGUUUUACGGCAUGACAUGUAGAUAAUCAUCCGAUACUUUGAUGGGGCUCCUGAGGAUCAUGAUGCCACCCAAGUUCCAGCUGCUGGCUGUUAUGGCGUUUGGAGUGGCGAUGCUGUUUAUUGAGAACCAGAUUCAGAAGCUGGAAGAGUCUCGGGCAAAGCUGGAGCGCACUAUGGCCAGACACGAGGUGCGAGGCGUGGAGCAGAGACAGACACGGGACGGCGUUCGGGACUCCCCGGCAUUGCCUGAGAUUGAGGAUCUGAUUAUCAUCUAUAACCGUGUGCCCAAGACUGCCAGCACUUCCUUCACCAACAUUGCAUAUGACCUGUGUGGAAAGAACCGCUUCCAUGUCCUCCACAUCAACACCACCAAGAAUAAUCCGGUCAUGUCUCUGCAGGACCAGAUGAGGUUUGUAAGGAAUGUGACAUCCUGGCGAGAAAUGAAACCAGGUUUCUACCAUGGCCAUGUCGCCUAUCUGGACUUCACAAAGUUUGGAGUCAAGGGAAAGCCGGUAUACAUCAACAUUGUACGGGACCCCAUCGAGAGGUUGGUGUCGUACUACUAUUUUCUCCGAUUUGGAGAUGAUUAUCGGCCAGGUCUCAGACGGAGAAAGCAGGGGGACAAAAAGACCUUUGAUGAGUGCAUGUCUUCAGGAGGUUCUGAUUGCGCUCCUGAGAAGCUUUGGUUACAGAUCCCCUUCUUCUGUGGUCAUUACUCUGAGUGCUGGAAUGUUGGCAGUAGGUGGGCUCUCGAACAGGCCAAGUAUAAUUUGGUGAAUGAGUAUCUGCUCGUGGGAGUGACUGAGGAGCUGGAGGAUUUUAUCAUGAUGCUCGAGGCCGCGCUGCCACGCUUCUUCAGAGGAGCGACUGAGCUCUACCGCACAGGCAAGAAGUCUCACCUGAGGAAAACGAGCGAGAAGAAACCUCCCACUAAAGAGUCCAUCUCAAAGCUGCAGCAGUCCAACAUAUGGAAGAUGGAGAACGAGUUCUACGAGUUUGCGCUGGAGCAGUUUCAGUUUGUGCGCGCUCACAGCGUCAGGGAAAAAGACGGAGAGCUUUACCUGCUGGCUCAGAACUUCUUUUACGAGAAAAUCUAUCCAAAAGUAAACUAGAGUUGACAUUAGCAUGGUCCAAGUGUCAUUUGGCCCGUUCAUGAACUGUUCUGUCACAUUCACUGGGAAGAGAAGAAAAGGACUUCUGCAGUGUGGACAUGUGAAUACCCGGAAGUCCUAGACUAGAGGGGGUCGAAGGACUUAAAGAGUGUGUUUUUUGAGAGACUUCACUCAGUCCUGACUCUGACGCUCGUUCUCUAGCCACUUUGAGCCCAGUAUCUUUUUAUGGACUUUUACAGCAGUGAAAACACUUGUGACACCACCAUCAAAUUUUCACAUAAUUCAUCAUGCCUCAUGACAGAACCUCUUUGGCCAUCACUCAUUGUUGUGAAAAAAAAAAAAAAAACAUAUUUGAACAGGGUCAAAAGGGUACUGCUUUUUGUACCAGAUGUAUGGUAUAUUAGAGCACCUCCUUAUUUUACUACUAACUGUGGUUUUGUGAAUUCUUAACACUUUCUUGCAUUGUGUGUAUUCAUUUUUAAUAGAAUGCCAUGAACAGUGUUUACAGACUUUAGUCAAGGUAUUGUAGCCAGAGUUUAGAAUGUGGUAAAAACAGAUUUCACAUCUGUACAAAUUGUAUUUACAUUGUAUAUUUUAUGUAAUUGGACCAAAUGGUUGUAAGAAAUUCAAAGUUGUAGAAUUUAAAACUAGUCAUUUAGAAAAUAGACAUCUUUUUUGGGGACCCCACUGGUGCUUGCUUUUUCUUUACACUCUUUUUUUUAUCAUUGCAUCUCCUGAAGACGCUAAAAUAAUGAAACGGAACAGAAACUGACCUCUGAGACGAACUUUCAUCUUUCAUUGACUGGUUAAAGAUCAUUAGAUCUGGCCUCCGUGUUCCUGUUUCUACCUGCUUCUGUGUGAGGCCUUAUCUGUCCAGAAAAGGUUCCUUGAACGAUAACUGCAAAUAUCAUCAUGCAUCUUGUAGCAGUCUGUACUGGUUUAAGGUAACUUGAUCUCAACAGACUACUACCCUCUCGGAAGUCGUAAUAUUGCCUUUUACCAGAGGAUGAAAAAAGAAAGAAAGAGGCUUAAACCAACAUUAGUUGUUCACUCAGUAGUGCCUUCAUAAAUCAUUCACUCCACCCUGGUUUCAGCAGUUGUUCAGAUCAUUUAAACAAUGUCUGUGUAUUAAAUUGUGUUUAAACUGCCAGCCUUUCUUUCUUUCUUCUUUUUUUUUUUUUUUUUUUUUUUUUUUUUGUUUGUGUAAAUUGUCUCAAAGCAUUUCAAAUAAACUUUACUGUCAGUGA
Molecule: messenger RNA, 2629 nt
Organism: Carassius gibelio (silver crucian carp)
Lineage: Eukaryota; Metazoa; Chordata; Actinopteri; Cypriniformes; Cyprinidae
Gene: hs2st1b
Product: heparan sulfate 2-O-sulfotransferase 1b
Exons: 7
Coding region: 312-1382 (356 amino acids)
Cellular component (GO): membrane
Molecular function (GO): heparan sulfate 2-sulfotransferase activity
Source: RefSeq, a predicted model, not a curated record